AUGGGGACUGAGUGUACAUCUUUUCACAACGUUAUACAAAAAUCAUGUGAUGAUUUGUUAAAUGAGGCACAAGAUAUACGAAAUGUGUUUGACACAUUUAUAGAAAAAGAGCGUAAAAAUAAUAGAUUAAGACUGAAAGCUACUAUUUAUGUAUUACAUUGGUGUGCCUUUCAAGGAGUUGCAUAUAGAGGCCACGAUGAAGGAACAGAUUCCAUAAACAAAGGAAAUUUUCGUCAGAUGUUGAAGGCAAUUAGCGAUUUUAACACGAAGAUGGAAGAAUUGUUCCGUAUUGAUCCUAAAUAUGCAUCAUAUAUAUCACCGUCAAUUCAAAAAGAGGUUUUAAACCUUAUAUCAACUAGGGCGAGGAGGAUGAUUUGUGCGGAGAUUGAUGGUGAGAAAUUUUGUUUAGUUGUUGAUGAAGCACGUGAUCAGUCCAAUAAAGAACAAAUGUCAAUUGUUUUGAGAUUUUUAAAUAAAGAUGGCUUUGUUAUGGAGCGUUUCUUUGGGCUUGUUCAUGUACCUCACACUACAACACAAACUCUUAAGAAUGCGAUUUAUUAUGUAAUGUCAAAUAACAAUCUUGAUCUUAAGUCUAUUCGUGGCCAAGGGUAUGAUGGUGCAAGCAAUAUGCAAGGUCAUUUCAAGGGUUUUCAAGCAUUGAUUUCAAAUGAUUGUCCAUAUGUGUAUUAUGUUCAUUGUUUUGCCUAUCGAUUUCAAUUAGCAUUUAUGGAUGCUUCACAAGAAGUUAUUGCAUUACAGAAGUUUUUUACUCGAUUAUCUUUUGUUAUCAAUGUUGUUGGUGCUUCCUCCAAGCGUGUCGACCAAAUUAGAGAUGCACAAGCCAAGUAA
Molecule: messenger RNA, 849 nt
Organism: Lactuca sativa (garden lettuce)
Lineage: Eukaryota; Viridiplantae; Streptophyta; Magnoliopsida; Asterales; Asteraceae
Source: RefSeq, a predicted model, not a curated record